This is a messenger RNA of Ceratitis capitata (Mediterranean fruit fly), 782 nucleotides long. RefSeq names its product lipopolysaccharide-induced tumor necrosis factor-alpha factor. The record is from RefSeq and is a predicted model, not a curated record. Gene Ontology annotation, molecular function: zinc ion binding. NCBI's taxonomy places the organism in Eukaryota, Metazoa, Arthropoda, Insecta, Diptera, Tephritidae. Bases 200 to 610 code for a protein of 136 amino acids. The transcript is spliced from 2 exons.
GCAACCGUUUCGCAUUAGUUCCAAUUCGGAGUUCGCAGACAGCGGUCGUUAGAACGCAUUGUGAGAUUCUUACUCUUGAGAGUGUACGGUUGAUUAACAGUGAUUUCUUACAUACUUACAUACGUAAAACUUUCAUAAAAACUAUUUUUUUGAGUGGUAAAAAUUUGACAAGAAUUUCGUAAAGAACUAAAUCCUACACAUGGCUCAGAGCAUACAUCCAUACGCCACCAUUCAAGCUGAAUUGCAGGCCGAGCAGAAUGUCCCGACCGCGCCACCACCGGCGUAUAUGCAAACAGAGAGUUUGAUCACAGCACAGCCGUCAACUGGCGGUGGACCAUCGGUUAGUAAUAUGCAGAUGCCGAAUUUCGUCACAACCUAUGCCAAUCCGAAUCCGCCGGUUGGUCCGAAAUCGACUCAAAUGCGUUGUCCACAAUGUAAAUGCCUGAUAAAGUCAGAGGUUCGGCAUCGUUCCACUUGGAAAACGCAUAUAGCAUGUUUAUUUCUGUGCUGUACAGGUUGUUGCUGCUUGCCCUACUGUAUGGACACGUGCCGAAAUGCUAAUCAUUUUUGCCCCAUGUGUGGCGCCUUUCUCGGUACUUAUGCAUCUUAGGCACUAUAGCUCAAGACCCAAAUGCUGAAUAUAAGAUAAAAGUGAAGAAGGAAUGCUGAAUAAUUAAUAUUUUCAUUCUUUUUUUUCAAAUAAACUACAUAUUUACUUGUACAAGCAUAUAUUCGUAUAUAUGCAUAUUCGUGCAUACAAAUAAAUUUAUCAACAAGCAAAA